GUUCGGCUGCUUUUCUAACAAAUUUGGUUUUUAUUAGAAAAAUGUUAUUUGUUUAUUUUAUUAUCUUACCGCCCUUUUGCCUUUCGGUGGUGCUGUCUUCUGGUUCGAUCGAGGAUCCCGGCGCGUCAUCCAUCCAGCUCCUAGGGUUUUGUUCGAUCGAAUCUGCGCUGUCCUGUCCUACCACGAAAUCGCGGUCUUCUUCUUUUCUUUUCGGAGUGGUCGCUUCCUCGGGGAACACCAUUGGAGUCAGAGUUCUCUGCGUUUAGUUUCACGGUAAGGGAGACAAAAAAUACUUCAACAGGCCAUAGCAGCAAUAUGGCAGUUUCCAUGAGGGAGGUUGAUUCUGCAUUUCAAGGAGCUGGGCAAAAGGCCGGGCUGGAAAUCUGGCGAAUUGAAAAUUUUCAGCCUGUGGCUGUUCCAAAAUCUUCAUACGGGAAAUUUUUCAGUGGAGAUGCGUAUGUAAUCCUAAAGACAACUGCUCUGAAAAGCGGUGCUCUUCGAAAUGACAUUCAUUAUUGGCUGGGUGAAAAUUGCAGUCAGGAUGAAGCUGGUGCUGCUGCAAUCAAGACAGUUGAGCUGGAUGCAGCACUUGGUGGUCGUGCUGUUCAAUACCGUGAAGUGCAAAGCCAUGAGACUGACAAAUUCUUGUCUUAUUUUAAACCAUGUAUCAUACCACAAUCAGGGGGGAUGGCAUCUGGAUUCAAGCAUAUUGAAGUGAAUGAACAUGAUCAUAAGACUCGCUUGUUUGUUUGCGAAGGAAAACAUGCUGUUCAUGUUAAAGAGGUUCCUUUUGCUCGAUCCUCGUUGAACCAUGAUAGCAUUUUUAUUCUUGACACGAAGUCCAAGAUUUUUCAGUUCAAUGGUUCUAACUCAUCUAUUCAGGAGAGAGCUAAAGCUCUUGAAGUUGUUCAAUAUGUUAAAGAUGCUUAUCAUGAUGGAAAGUGUGAUGUGGCGACUGUCGAGGACGGAAAGCUAAUGGCUGAUGCUGAUGCUGGAGAGUUCUGGGGCCUUUUUGGUGGAUUCGCUCCUCUUCCAAGGAGAGGAGCUGAUGAUAAUGUAAAUGGAAUCACUCCUACAGUAAAGCUCUUUAGUAUUGAAAAAGGGCAGCCAGUGCCUGUGGUCGCUGAUAAAUUGGCAAGAGAGUUGUUGAACACGAACAAGUGUUAUCUACUUGAUUGUGGCGUUGAAGUAUUUGUGUGGAUGGGGAGAAGUACUUCUCUUGAAGAAAGGAAAAGUGCCAGUGCGUGUGCUGAAGAAUUAAGUCAUGGUCCUGGUAGAUUAAAAGUUCAAAUAAUUCGUGUCAUUGAGGGGUUUGAGACUACAUUGUUCCGUGCAAAGUUUGAUGCAUGGCCACGGUCUGCUGAUGUCUCUGUUUCUGAGGAUGGUAGAGGCAAAGUGGCAGCACUUCUUAAACGCCAAGGUGUAAAUGUUAAGGGUCUCAUGAAAGCUUCUCCUGUGAAAGAAGAACCUCAACCAUAUAUUGAUUGCACCGGCAAUUUGCAGGUUUGGAGAGUAACUGGGAAUGAAAAAUAUCUUCUGUCAUCUUCUGAACAGUCAAAGUUCUAUAGUGGAGAUUGCUAUAUUUUUCAGUAUAGCUUUCCUGGAAAUGACAAAGAGGAAUAUCUUUUGGGCACCUGGUUUGGCAAGGAAAGCACUGUGGAAGAGAGGGCUGCAGCUAUUUCACUUGCCACAAAUAUGGUCGAAUCCUUAAAGUUCCAGGCUGUUCAAGCUCGCAUUUAUGAGGGAAAGGAGCCUACCCAGUUUUUGUCAAUAUUCCAGAGCUUGAUUGUAUUUAAGUUUAAUCUUGCAGGGUGGCAUGAGCUCUGGAUACAAAAAGUUCAGGAAGGAGAAUGCCAUUGAAGAUGAGACUUAUUCUCCUGACGGCAUUGCUUUGUUUAGAGUUCAAGGUUUUGGACCUGAUAAUAUGCAAGCAAUUCAAGUU
Phalaenopsis equestris is the source of this 1942-nucleotide messenger RNA. RefSeq names its product villin-4-like. Gene Ontology annotation, biological process: actin filament severing. NCBI's taxonomy places the organism in Eukaryota, Viridiplantae, Streptophyta, Magnoliopsida, Asparagales, Orchidaceae. Bases 316 to 1860 code for a protein of 514 amino acids. The record is from RefSeq and is a predicted model, not a curated record. The transcript is spliced from 14 exons. Gene Ontology annotation, molecular function: actin filament binding.